AAGACCUAUAGAUUACCAGAUAAGAUUGGCAAAAUACAGUAAAGAUGUUUACAUUUCCCAAAACAAUUGCAAUAAGAAGAAAGCUAUGCCCUUUGGUUUAACAUUAACAUUCAGAAGCUGAUACAGUAUGUGUGUGACUAACACAGGCCAAUGACCUUUUAUGUAGGGAUCCAUUGAAAUCUUUUAUACUUUAGAAUGUUAAACAAUCAGUCUAUAAAAGUUUCCUCUUGUUAAACCAUGUGUACAAUGUAACUGUCUGAGGUCACGGCUGUAGGUUCCCGUGGACUCAGUGUCCUGGAUGUGAUUUGUGGUGAGAUUAGUAUUCUCUCCCUGCGUAUCGUAAACAGAGCUUUUAAGGGUCUUAGGUGGAGUGAGUGAACAAAUGGCAGAAAAUAUGGAAACUCACAUUAGUGGCUCACAUUCAUCAGGCAAACAUAAGCACAGUGUAUCCUCGGAUUCACUUCAUUGUGUUCUAUGAGUAACAGUGAGUGAAGACUACAAAUUUACAAGUAAUAUUUUAGAGCCUGUUAAGGCAAAGUGGAAGUGGAGUAUUAUAAAGAUCAACAUAGAUAUUUAAAGAUAUCUGUGGUUAAAGCAUUCGAUAUGAAGGUGAUCAUAUUUUUAUUCAGAGAAUGUUUCCUCUUCAGUUUUCUUUUCUUUUCUUUUUUUUUAUCAUGACUCUACCAGGCUAUGAUUAAUUUAAAAAAUACAACUAAAUAUACUCACUGUUCUGUGAAACAUAUUUCACAUUCAGGGCAGAAUGAUGUAACUUAUCCCCAAUGAGAAAGCCCAUUUGUAUGAUCCAUGGAUAUGAUGCAACAGGGUUGUAAAGCUAUAAUAACAAUGACAUCAAUCUGGGAACAAUGAAAACAGAAGUAGUUGGAGUGUUAAUGUGAAAGAGGUGAGGUACAGUAGGUACAGAGUACAUCAGAGUACAAAGAUUACCAUAUACUCAUGGUCUUUGACCGAUGUAAAAGUCAGUAAAGUAUAUGAGAAAACGUAUUAAUGGGAGAGAGAGAGAGAGAGAAAAGGAGAACACAACACGUCUUCACGUAGACAGUGGUUGGUUAAGAACCAUAGAGACCGGAUCUGGUCCACCGACUGGUCUAAAUAUUAAAAAAGUCAAUUGCAUGUGAGGAGUGGAGUGGAAAUAAUUCCUCUGUGCUGAUAGGUUGGUCAACUGCACCAGUCCCGCUUGCAUGGAUUGGCCUGGUGCUCUUCUUGGCCACGUCCAAUUUCUCAUUGUCUUUAGUUGGUGAUGGUUGUGUGCAGUUUUGCAAUGAAUAUUGUAUGUGCUCCCCGCCUUUGAUGCUGAUCAUUUGAAUCCUCGUCUGCUGUGAGGGAGAGAGCUGCUCCUGGAUGCGCACAGCAGAUGAUGGAAUUUCUGCCACACGUCGCAACUGCACGACCAGGACAGUCUGCCUCAGAAAUUAGAUAAAGAGCAGCAGCAGUGGCAGGCGGUCACAGCGGGGGGAAGAUGUUCUGUACUAAGCUGAAAGAGCUGAAAAUAUCCGGAGAGUGUCCCUUCUCUGGCAGCGCCAUCAGAAAUGAUGAGCCUGGAGACUUGGAGCAGCGCUCCGGUGACGCCGCGGAUUUAUUGCCCGUUUUUGAGGAUGUGCACGGUGGAAAAGGUGAGGCUCCGCCACGACAGAGGGCGAGAGGCAAAGUUAACCUGCACACACUUGGAGAGAGCAUCCGAAAAUUGGCAUGUCCGGAGAUCCAAAGGCUACACACUGCCCUCCAUCGAAUGAUGAGCCCAGCAGCAGACAGCAGGGAGUCUGACAGCAGUUCAGCUGUUUGCUGCAGAGCUAGUCAGAAUUGCGACAGUUAUUCCGAGGUUUUUGUGGAGAUGAUGAGCCUUUACUCCAUUAAAACAGGUAAAGUAAGAAGUUUAAUUCAGCCUGAUAUGAACUUAUCGGCUUCCCAUCUUAAUCCCUUUAACCCUUCGCACACCUUGACAGGUUCCUCCAUGGACGCCUUAAAGGUGUCUCUCGGGCAAGAGCUCUUCAACAUGUGUUACGAGGAGGACAGACACAUUUUGAAGGUAGUUGGGGGAGCUCUGCACGACUUCCUCAACAGCUUCAACGUCUUGUUGAAACAGAGCAGCACGCUGCACAAUCCAGACAAUGACGACUGUGUAAACGAACCGUCAGUGCUGUGCUUAGACAAGGAUCCGGGUCUGCUUACUGUCUUUUUUUUCAACCCGUGCUCAACCACUCAGCUUUUCUUUCCUGGAGUCAUCAAAGCCGCAGCCCGCCUGCUGUAUCACACAACUGUGGACGUGUUGAUGGACGCCCCUAGUGCCAAAGACAGCAUCUUGCAGUCCAGCCCGCAGCCCAGUCUUCUGUACACGGUCAUUGUCAAGGAUGCUAAAAAUCUGAGCCCCAGUCCACUGCGAGCCACCUCAGCCGGGACGCUUCCCACGGCGCUGUUCUCCACCAUCUUCCCCUUCCAUCUGAUCCUGGACCAGGACUUGCUUCUGAUUCAAAUAGGUCAUGGGCUCAGGAAGAGACUGGUCAGAAAGGAUGGACUGAGGAGGUUGACUACCUUCCAAGAUCAUUUCUCUAUUGUGUCUCCCCAGAUCAAGUGCUCAUUUCAGGGUAUUUUGACCAUGCUUAACACCCAGUUUAUCAUUCGGAUCAAGAAUGGAGUGUCUACUGCAGACAACACAGGGAAGCACAUGGAUCUUAAAGGUCAGAUGAUCUACGUUUCUGAGUCCAACGCCAUCUUGUUCCUGGGCUCGCCAUGUGUGGAUAAACUCGAGGAGCUGACAGGCCGGGGCCUCUACCUGUCAGACAUACCUAUUCAUAACGCCCUACGGGAUGUGGUUCUGGUAGGUGAGCAGGCCAAAGCUCAGGAUGGUUUGAAGAAGCGUCUGGGGAAGCUGAAGGCCGCCCUGGAGCACGCCCACCAAGCGCUGGAGGAGGAGAAGAAGAAGACAGUGGAUCUGCUCUUCUCCAUUUUCCCACGUACUGUGGCCCAGCAGCUGUGGCAGGGACAAACAGUCCAGGCCAAGAAGUUUGACAGAGUUACGAUGCUCUUCUCUGACAUCGUGGGCUUCACAGCUGUUUGUUCCCGCUGCACCCCGAUGCAGGUCAUCACUAUGCUCAAUGAGCUGUACACCCGCUUUGACCACGAGUGUGGAGAACUAGAUGUCUAUAAGGUGGAGACUAUCGGUGAUGCGUAUUGUGUAGCUGGUGGCUUACACAAAGAGAGUGAUACUCACGCUCUUCAAAUUGCACUUAUGGCCUUAAAGAUGAUGGAGCUUUCAGAUGAAGUCAUGACGCCAACUGGAGAACCAAUCCAGAUGCGCAUCGGUCUUCACACUGGUUCAGUUCUGGCCGGUGUCGUUGGUGUAAUGAUGCCACGGUACUGCCUCUUUGGGAACAAUGUUACACUGGCCAACAAAUUUGAAUCUUGUAGCCAACCCAGAAAAAUAAAUAUCAGCCCCACAACCCACAGACUGCUGAAGGAUCACCAGCAGUUUGUCUUUGUUCCAAGAAGCAGACAAGAGCUUCCGGCAAACUUCCCAGAAGACAUCCCUGGUGUUUGUUACUUUUUAGAGGCAUCCUUCAGAGGCAACUCUGAAGUAAAUUCAAGCUCAGAAGAACUAGACCAUCCCAGAGGCCGUUCGAAUGUGUAGUGAAUAUAAUGCAGGGGCUGCGUAUAGUUUGACUUUUGUUGUUUAUGAAUUGAUGCUGUUACGUGUCAGUCAACUCCUGCUGCUUCUUCAUUUUAGAGAUGUCAGUUUGCUGUCAAACACGAGUCUGGUCUCUGUAAAAUUAUCUGUGUGUGAAACUGUAGUGGAAAAAUAGACACUUGUUUCCCCUGUUUUGUAUCCAGAUGUUGUCAUCUCUGGUCUUUUUUUUUUUUUUAGGUCUUCGCUAGCGGCAGACAAUGAAAUAUAUGAUUUUAAUGGUUUAAAAUAACAAAACCGUGUGUAAUGAACACGACUGAAUUUGGUCGUCUAUGGUUCUAAGGUGUGUAUGUAUACAGCAGAAUAUUUUAUUUGUACAAUAUGGGUGUUCAUUUUCAUUAUGAUGUAAAACCAAUGCAACCCUUUGUCAUAUUGUCUGUGAGUAUCCUGCUGAUCUGUCCAGCUCUGUUCGGUUUAAAUACCAGCUAAACCACCUUAUUGUGUUAUAAAAAGUUAAAAUAAAAACAAAAUUGAAACAGCUCUGUAUUUUUUAGUGAAAGCAAUUUUUAACACUACGGCUAUUGUCAGACAUUUAGGAGUAUCUUGUGUGAUGUACAGUAGAUUUAGGUGCCUUAUGGGAGGUUUCUAGUAUCAACAUUAUGUUAAUCUCAGUUUGUUUUGUUUUGUCUGCUUUGCUUCAGUUGUUAUGGAUCCAAACAUUUUACAGUCAAAACCUCUCUUCCAGAUGUAUGUGGUGCAAGUGAGUUUGCUGUACACUGAAUAUUUUUAACCUUUUAUUUUAACCCCAUUUAUUAGAAAUUCAGUGAAACAUUGUAAGAUCAAAUGUUUGCUAUUGGCAGUAAUCUAUUUUUACUGUUUUCACUGCACAUGUUUAUGAUAUAUAUAUAUAUAUUACAUAAUUUUCAUAAGACUCCUUUCCCAAGGGAAUAUGACAACAAAAAGUACAACGAAUGUUCAGCAGUCACUCAUGAUGAUGUGUUUUAUUAUUGUAAUGUAAUCAAAAUGCAAUAAAUAUUGACUCUAACAAAUA
Messenger RNA from Cynoglossus semilaevis (tongue sole), 4688 nucleotides. RefSeq names its product guanylate cyclase 1 soluble subunit alpha 1 (gene gucy1a1). The coding region runs from base 1478 to 3643 and encodes 721 amino acids. Gene Ontology annotation, cellular component: guanylate cyclase complex, soluble. Lineage: Eukaryota; Metazoa; Chordata; Actinopteri; Pleuronectiformes; Cynoglossidae. Gene Ontology annotation, biological process: cGMP biosynthetic process; response to oxygen levels. Gene Ontology annotation, molecular function: heme binding; guanylate cyclase activity. The transcript has 7 exons. The record is from RefSeq and is a predicted model, not a curated record.